Oncorhynchus masou masou (cherry salmon) is the source of this 1514-nucleotide messenger RNA. It is a transcript of the gene cd40, whose product is annotated as CD40 molecule, TNF receptor superfamily member 5. Gene Ontology annotation, cellular component: CD40 receptor complex; external side of plasma membrane. Gene Ontology annotation, biological process: immune response-regulating cell surface receptor signaling pathway; positive regulation of angiogenesis; positive regulation of isotype switching to IgG isotypes. Gene Ontology annotation, molecular function: CD154 receptor binding; antigen binding. The transcript has 9 exons. The record is from RefSeq and is a predicted model, not a curated record. Lineage: Eukaryota; Metazoa; Chordata; Actinopteri; Salmoniformes; Salmonidae. Bases 75 to 1109 code for a protein of 344 amino acids.
GCUCAGCUGUUAUCGACUGACUUGCUUGCACAGUAGCUGCGGAGUGAAUACCUAGAAUCUGAGAAGUUGCAAAUAUGUUGGGUUGUUUCAAGACGAAAAGGAUCGAAAUUGUUACGCUUUUAUUUAUGCUGGCGGUUUUCCCCGCAGUUUACUCCUGUGAUCCAGCAACACAGUAUGAUAAUAAUGGGGAGUGUUGUAAUAAGUGUGGGCCAGGCACAAGGAUGUCAUCCGACCAUAGUGGUUGUUUUGAUCCACAUUGUAUGCCCUGCCAAGAGAAUGAAUACCAGGAAGCAUUCACAGAGAAGAUCAUCUGCGAAGUGCAACCAUACUGUGACCAAAAUAAAAACUUUGAGGGCAGUACCAAUCGGAGCAAAACAAGCCUCAGCCAAUGCAUAUGUAAGGCAGGACACCACUGUUCCAGUAAAGAGUGCCUGACAUGUGUACCACACACUAAAUGUGGACCAGGACAAGAGACACUUUACACCGGUGACCACAUCCGGGACACGGUGUGUCAGGCCUGUCCUGCAAACACCUUCUCCAGCGACAGCUCAGCAGAGAGCAAGUGCAAGCAAUGGACAGUUUGUGACAAAGGAUCCAAAACUGAAAUCAAUGGGACAUCCACCUCUGACAUUGUCUGUGUGUUAGUACCCACAUUCUCUGGAAGAAUAGCAGCAUGUUCCCUUGUGGUUGUUGCAUUGGUCGCGAGUGUUGUGGGCAUUAUCCUGUGGAAAUAUAAAGGUAAACAUGGAGAGGCCUACAAGAAAGGAAAGGAACCCUGUGUGGAGUGUCUAGGGUGGGAGAGGAGACCUACAGAAGACAGAAACAAUGAAGGGAGAAACUCAGAAGGACCUGAUGAGGAAAGGGAACAACUCAAACCUAUGAUCCAAAAUGAAAAGCCACUAUCACCACCAUCACCAGGUACUCAAACACCAGUGGAGAAUGAUGUUAACGACUCUCAAGCCGAGUCUUCUGCCAAAGCUGAAGAGAUGACAGAAAAUGGGCAUGUGGUGGCGCAGGAGCAGGGUAAACAACACAAUACUUAUUUGUCCGAUCCACAAAUGGUAUCACAUAACCACUCGGCUUUACCCAGUGCCGAACACAAUAUAUAAUCAGAUUGUGCAGUCAGAUUGUGCAUUACCAUGAAAUAUUCAUUAAAUAUUGCUGAAUAUUCUGUACAUUGUAAAUUGUUUUAAAAAGUAUUGGUUGUUACUGUAUUAUGUUAUAGAACAUUUUCAUAAGCAUACUAGAGUAUGCCUGUAUUGUGUUUUCUGUUGUAAUUACUCUCCUUUGCACUAAACUAUUGAAAAUAAAUGCCACUGCCCACUGGGCGCACACUGGGUAAAUCAACGUUGUUUCCACGUCAUUUCAAUGAAGUUACAUUGAACCAACAAAAGACGUGGAAUUGAUGUCUGUGCCCAGUGGGUGUGUUGGUGAAAUGACCAAAUCACCCUCUAGUGGCCUCAUGGGUGGAAUGUUAUUAAUAUUUUUCAUUAAAAAAAAAAUUUUUUUUUAAA